AGAUGAACGAUGUACAUAAAGCUCGAGUAUUUCGUGCCUUUGGCAGCAAGACAUGCUGUCAUUACUAUGAACACAGACUUUGAGAGUCCCUCUAGGGCUUUUAUCAGAAACUCAAUUCUUCCAGUUCUUAGCUUGCAAUUUGACGCCAGCCCAUAGUAAGUAAUAUGGGCUUUCAAAGCAAUUCAGAUUCAGACAACGGUUUACCGACUCCUCGAAGGGAAACAAUAGCAAAAGCCCCAGCGCGUGGCUCACCGGAUUCAUCCUCGCUAGGGUCUGUCCGGGCCCAGAGAGCAACCGUGCUGGGACAGAUUUACUAUGACCUCAACCGCAUCGGCAAGGUGCGCAAACGCGUGCGGGAGAAAACAUCCAGUGCAAGUGAGCGCAAGCUCUACUGGCAAGAGUGUAGGAAGGCAGCAGACUUCAUUGGUCAGGCCGUGAAUAUGAUGCAAGAAUUGGACCAUGGAGGGUUUCAUACCGCCGACGGCUUAACCGCUUCGAGUGAGCUCGAUGACCUGGUGCAGUGGACCGGAUGGGAAGGGCUCGCCAUCGCCGCCUAUUCCGAGGCCUUUAGGCGCAUCCUCUACAGGAAUGACGACGUCAACAGCAGCAGUGUGCGGGCGGCCGUGCUCACGUCCCUCAAAUACCACACGAACAGCCUGGAGUUUUACGGCCGUGUGCGCAACAUCGACUGGCGCGGCCUGCUGCUGCCGUACUCCAACGACAACGUCCGCUACAUGGAGGAUGCGUUGCAGAUCGUCGGGAAAUUCUGGGCUCUCCAUCCUCACGAGCGGGUUGUCCACCCCCGACGUGCAGGCGUCCGGAGACCCCACUACCGCAACUGGCGCCAGCACAAUAUCUUCAAGAAUUUCUUCGACCCUGCGGACUGGUUCCGGGCGUCCAAAUUCUAUGGGGGCGACUACUACCCGGUGAAUCACACCUUGCGCACUGAAAGUCGAUAUGACCUGGGGUCUUGUGACUUUUGUGGAUCGCCCUCGGUCUGCCGAUGCCGGCUACAGUCGAUGCCGGGGGAGUUGAUGGAGCUCUUCGAAACGGAGAAUCGGGGCAUUGGCGUGCGCGCCCUGUGGCCAUUCCGCAAGGGAGACAUUCUGGGCGAGUAUCUCGGAAGGCUCCUCCCCUACAAUAGCCCCGAGGACAAUACAUAUGCUCUCGAUUGGCAGUCCCAUGAUCCUGCCAGCCACAGAGUGGUGACGAUCGACGCCUCUAUCAUGGGCAACUGGACACGGUUCAUCAAUCAUUCAUGCGACGCAUCUACCGCGUUUGGCAGCAGGACUUUCGGGAAUCGCGCUGCCAUGACUAUCGAGGCCGAGCGGGAUAUCGACAUGUUUGAAGAGCUCACCGUGAACUAUGGGAGACUCUAUUGGCGAGACAAAGAAUGUCUCUGUGGGGCGCCAAACUGUUAUUCCAAGAGCGAGAUCAAGCAAAGAGAGAUCGAGUCUGAACGGGUGGAUGAACCAACAGAGACAAACAAAGAGGCACGUAUUUCGGAUCAAACGCACUACUACAGCAUGGAAAUAGAAGAUGAGCCGAAUGAGAAGAAUGAUGGAGCCGGCAAGGAUCCUACUAUGAUGGAGGAGGAUGAUUGUACAGACCACAACUAUCUUCCUGAAGAUGACACUAGUGACGAGGACGAAGACGAUAUGAAUCCGAUGGAGGUUCAAGCAUCAGAACUCACAGAGCUGAGUGGCUGAGGGAAGCUAGGGACUGUACUUAUAUACUCAGCUACUCCAAAUAGGAGUGAAUUAUA
Molecule: messenger RNA, 1765 nt
Organism: Aspergillus saccharolyticus JOP 1030-1
Lineage: Eukaryota; Fungi; Ascomycota; Eurotiomycetes; Eurotiales; Aspergillaceae
Product: SET domain protein
Exons: 1
Coding region: 165-1709 (514 amino acids)
Biological process (GO): regulation of DNA-templated transcription
Cellular component (GO): nucleus; chromatin
Molecular function (GO): protein binding; histone H3K36 methyltransferase activity
Source: RefSeq, a predicted model, not a curated record